CGGAACCGCGGAGCCUGUGGUCUCGUCGCUCUCUCCUGUUCUUUUCAGUCUCUGCCCGCGCUGCGUCCGACCGGGUACCCCCCUGUCCUUGCAGUGCGAGCCGUCUCCUGUCUUGACUUUCCUCCCCGUUCCGUGCAGCCCCGGCGGUAGCUGCGAUGCGCCUCAUCCAGAACAUGUGUACCAUCGCAGAGUACCCCGCCCCGGGCAGCACCGCUGCCGACUGCUGCCUGGGGGCUGCGGGCCGCCGGCUCGUCAAGAUCGCCGUGGUGGGGGCCAGCGGUGUGGGCAAGACCGCUUUGGUGGUCCGGUUCCUCACCAAACGAUUCAUCGGGGACUACGAACGAAAUGCAGGUAAUCUCUACACAAGACAAGUUCACAUAGAAGGAGAAACCCUGGCCAUUCAGGUCCAGGACACUCCGGGCAUCCAGGUGCACGAGAACGGCUUGAGCUUCAGUGAGCAGUUGAAUCGCUGCAUUCGCUGGGCCGAUGCCGUCGUCCUCGUUUUCUCCAUCACAGACCACAAGAGCUACGAACUCAUUAGCCAGCUCCACCAGCAUGUGCAACAGCUUCACCCUGGCACUCGGCUGCCUGUGGUGGUAGUGGCCAACAAAGCUGACCUCUUACACGUCAAGCAGGUUGACCCUCAGCUUGGCCUGCAACUGGCCAGCAUGCUCGGCUGCUCCUUCUAUGAAGUAUCCGUCAGUGAAAAUUACAACGAUGUCUACAAUGCUUUCCAUGUCCUGUGCAAAGAGGUGAACCCCAAACAGCAGCCCAGCGGCACCCCCGAGAAACGCAGAACCUCCCUCAUCCCCAGACCCAAGUCGCCCAACAUGCAAGACCUGAAGAGGAGGUUUAAGCAAGCUCUGUCUGCCAAAGUGAGGACUGUCACGUCUGUCUGAGGUGUGACUCCUGGAGGGGGUUUGGUCUUCUGGGCAGAGGGCCCAAGGUUCUUCUGAGAUGGGACCAUUGCAGGCUGAUGGCAGUUACGGUUCCAGAAAGAGCAGCGGCAGAGGGGCCUGAGGGGCCUUUGGAAUUCUACAACAAAGGAAGUGAGGGCAGAUGGACGAAUAUGAGACUGAUCUGCUUAGUCCUCUGAGUGGGGAUGGAGCAUGCUUUUGUUCCUCACUGUCUUAUAAGUGAUGGUCAGGUGCACCAAAAACGUGAAUGUGGAUUGGGGUGGGGAGGGGAACACAGAGGACACUCACGGGCUUUCGCUUCCUCCUUCACUGUUUUCUCCCCAAGGGGAGGGUUUGUUUUUCUCAGUGACUCCAACAUGUUCUCUUUACAGGAUACCUUUCUGACUUGAAGGAUAUCCAGGUUUCUUUAAGAACAAGGAGGGACUCUCUCCACCCUAUAAAGGUCAAGUUUUAGAUCAAAAUAUUCCGUGUACAGACACCUGUGAGCUGUGGUCUGUAGGAAGGUGCUGGAUCUCCUGACACAGGCUGGGCACCGGGGUUGAGUAGGUAUGAAAAAACUCACCCUGGGCUGCCCAACGUGAUGAUGUAUAGUUGUGUGUGUGUGUGUGUGUGUGUGGUUUUUUAUUUUUUCUUUAAACUGUGGCAUCAGGUAUAGAAAAAAGUGUUAAUUGAUGGUGGUGUGGUUUGUGUAAAUGACCCAUGGCAAUGACGUUGGGUUGCCUCCCGGGCCUGGCUGAGUCGUGGCUAUGGGUGACUGAGAUACUGAGAUGCUGUCUUCAAGAGUGACCAGAUGCUGGGCGACCUGCCCAAUCCCCUACACAGAUGCACUUUAAGAAGCCGUUUAUGCUUUGGCUCAAACUGUAAUUAAUUUAUUUUAUGUACAAUAAAUCUCUCAUUUGAUAAGAGCA
Molecule: messenger RNA, 1825 nt
Organism: Mastomys coucha (southern multimammate mouse)
Lineage: Eukaryota; Metazoa; Chordata; Mammalia; Rodentia; Muridae
Gene: Rasl11b
Product: RAS like family 11 member B
Exons: 4
Coding region: 156-899 (247 amino acids)
Molecular function (GO): GTP binding; GTPase activity
Source: RefSeq, a predicted model, not a curated record